Messenger RNA from Coregonus sp. 'balchen', 24870 nucleotides. The record is from the annotation of a GenBank genome assembly. NCBI's taxonomy places the organism in Eukaryota, Metazoa, Chordata, Actinopteri, Salmoniformes, Salmonidae.
AUGUAUACGGGUAAGAUAGUCUAGCUAUCUACAUUUUCAGAUAUUACACGUUUCUAAUUUUGACAGUCGUUUUCAUUUCAAGUUAAAGUGUACUGUUAGCUAGCUAGCUACUGUUAGCUGGCUGGCUCGCUAGCUAACGUUACAUGUAUGAUCUUAUUAUUCGUAUCUCAGAGCCAUUUGCUUUGCUAGUUAUAGCCUAAUGUUAGCUAGCAAACAUUGAACCUGGUUGGUUAUCUACCUGCAGAUUCAUGCAGGGUAGUAACGUAAUGAGUUGGGGUUAUGGUUCAUUGUUUAGCUAGCUACAUGUCUUAACAAAAAACUCCACUAUGCAAGUAUCAAUUUCAAUAGAAUGACACUGCGACAACAGUUGAUAGACGUAGCUGGUAAAUUCGCUCUGGCUAUCUACUCCGAUUUCAGAGCACUCUCGUCUGAGUGUGCCAGAGCGCAGAAUAACUGACGAAUUUACGAAUGCUCAACACCCGUUGAAAAUGGCCGGUGUCAGUAAACGUUGGCAAAAAAGCGUAAAUUGUUGCAAGCAGCACAGUUGCAGUCACCAAUGCUCUGGAUAACAUAAAAACAGCCUAACCAGCUCUGCUAGGGUGAGUAAAAUGGUCAGUGAGCUGUUCUCUCAUUUGUGUCUGGAAGUUGCUAGCAAGCUAGCCAACGUUACCUAGUUAGCUUGGGUGCUUGACUGCUGUUGUUAGGACAGAACGCUCGGAUCAACCCGUAGAGAGAUUGUUGGAGCUUUAAGAGGGUGUGAGCGAUGCUGAAUGGGUGUAGACAAAGAAGAGCUCUCCAGUAUGUACCAAAACAUUGAAAGGCCAUUUUCUCAAAAGUGAGGUUACAAGUUUAUAAACUUUCAAAGCAGAAUUACUUUCCCAUUGUUCCUCCAAUGCACUGUAUGAUAUACAAUUUUGUAGCUCUGUGUCUCUGCUUUUAUCCAAUGUAAAAAAAAAUAUUGUUACGGUAUUAAGACUAAACAGGAUGCGCUCUUAGGCCUACAGCUUGAUGGUGGUUAUACAAAGCUGCUAUACUAAGCCUACUAAUGAUGACAUUACUUAUUAUUAUAAUGAUGAUCAUAAUAGUAAUAAUAACAAUAAGAAGAUCAAGGGAAAAGGAGGGUUAUUAUUAUUAUUAUUAUUAUAAAUAUACUUUUCCUGACAAUUUGGAACAGUGUAAACAACACUAAAUAAAUUAUAAAUAAUACCAGAGAGGCUGGUCUAAUGAAAAAAAAGUGUAAAGCCUUUAUUAGAGCAUAGCAAAGAUUGUUUCUCCGACAUGUUGUGGUUGCCUGAGGCUUGGUGCUCACGGAAUCAGUAGGCUAUUAACCAAACACUCAAACAGGCAACAGAAGCAGGAUCUAGGGCGGCAGGUAGCUUAGUGGUUAAGAGCGUUGUGCCAGUAACCGAAAGGUCGCUGGUUCUAAUCCCCGAGCCGACUAGGUGAAAAAUCUGUCGAUGUGCCCUUGAGCAAGGCACUUAACCCUAAUUGCUCCUGUAAGUCGCUCUGGAUAAGAGCGUCUGCUAAAUGACUAAAAAUAAAAUAAAAAUAAUCUGUCUUAUUUCUGUAGAUACAGUUGAAGUCGGAAGUUUACAUACACUUAGGUUGGAGUCAUUAAAACUCGUUUUUCUACCACUCCACAAAUUUAUUGUUAACAAACUAUAGUUUUGGCAUGUCGGUUAGGACAUCUUUGUGCAUGGCACAAGUAAUUUUUCCAACAAUUGUUUACAGACAGAUUAUUAUUCAAGGCCUACCUCCAAACUCAGUGCCUCUUUGCUUGACAUCAUGGGAAAAUCAAAAGAAAUCAGCCAAGAAAAUGGUAGACCUUGUCUGGUUCAUCCUUGGGAGCAAUUUCCAAACGCCUGAAGGUACCACGUUCAUCUGUACAAACAAUAGUACGCAAGUAUAAACACCAUGGGACCACGCAGCCGUCAUACUGCUCAGGAAGGAGAUGCGUUCUGUCUCCUAGAGAUGAACGUACUCUGGUGCCAAAAGUACAAAUCAAUCCCAGAACAACAGCAAAGGACAUUGUGAAGAUGCUGGAGGAAACAGGUACAAAAGUAUCUAUAGCCACAGUAAAAUGAGUCCUAUAUCGACAUAACCUGAAAGGCCGCUCAGCAAGGAAGAAGCCACUGCUCCAAAACCGCCAUAAAAAAGCCUGACUACAGUUUGCAACUGCACAUGGGGACAAAGAUUGUACUUUUUGGAGAAAUGUCCUCUGGUCUGAUGAAACAAAAAUAUAACUGUUUGGCCAUAAUGACCAUCGUUAUGUUUGGAGGAAAAAGGGGGACGCUUGCAAGCCGAAGAACACCAUCCCAACCGUGAAGCACGGGGGUGGCAGCAUCAUGCUGUGGGGGUGCUUUGCUGUAGGAGGGACUGGUGCACUUCACAAAAUAGAUAGAACGUUAUGUGGAUAUAUUGAAGCAACAUCUCAAGACAUCAGUCAGAAAGUUAAAGCUUGGUCGCAAAUGGGUCUUCCAAAUGGACAAUGACCCCAAGCAUACUUCCAAAGUUGUGGCAAAACGGCUUAAGGACAACAAAGUCAAGGUAUUGGAGUGGCCAUCACAAAGCCCUGACCUCAAUCCAAUAGAACAUUUGUGGGCAGAACUGAAAAAGUGUGUGCGAGCAAGGAGGCCUACAAACCUGACUCAGUUACACCAGCUCUGUCAGGAGGAAUGGGCCAAAAUUCACCCAGGUUAUUGUGGGAAGCUUGUGGAAGGCUACCCGAAACGUUUGACCCAAGUUAAACAAUUUAAAGGCAAUGCUACCGAAUACUAAUUGAGUGUCUACGGACAAUUCCUUUGACCUCAUGGCUUGGUUUUUGCUCUGACAUGCACUGUCAACUGUGGGACCUUAUAUAGACAGGUGUGUGCCUUUCCAAAUCAUGUCCAAUCAAUUGAAUUUACCACAGGUGGACUCCAAUCAAGUUGUAGAAACAUCUCAAGGAUGAUCAAUGGAAACAGGAUGCACCUGACCUCAAUUUCGUGUCUCAUAGCAAAGGGUCUGAAUACUUAUGUAAAUAAGGUAUUAGUUUUUUAUUUUUAAUAAAUGUGCAUAAAUAUCUAAAAACCAGUUUUUGCUUCGGCAUUAUGGGGUAUUGUGUGUAGAUUUUAUUUAUUUAAUCAAUUUUAGAGUUACGGUGUAACUUAACAAAAUGUGGAAAAAGUGAAGGGGUCUGAAUACUUUCCGAAUGCACUGUAUACACACCUCUUAGUUGAGUACUAGGCCUACGUGUACAAAAGACACGUCACACCAGUCUUCAAUAGAUAAAAUUGAGAACGUUUGAGAACUUUAGCAGGUCAUUUCAAUUUAUGUUGUAGAAUACCUUGAGAAGUCUGCAACUGUUGUUUAGUAGCCUAAAUAACCUACCUGUGGUUCUGUACAUUUCGUGGAUAUUUCUCAAUUGUGUGUGUGUGUGUGUGUGUGUGUGUGUGUGUGUGUGUGUGUGUGUGUGUGUGUGUGUGUGUGUGUGUGUGUGUGUGUGUGUGUGUGUGUGUGUGUGUGUGUGUGUGUGUGUGUGUGUGUGUGUGUGUGUGUGUGUGUGUGUGUGUGUGUGUGUGUGUGUGUGUGUGUGUGUGUGUGUGUGUGUGUGUGUGUGUGUGUGUGUAAGGACUGUAAACAGGCAGAGGCCUACAGUGUUGAAGGUGUAGCCACCACACAGCCAGUGGCAGUAGUGCUAUGAAAGGGGGGCCUGUUACACACAUUGACCUCUAAACUAUGCCGCUGUGGUCUGAUAGGAGCUGCCAUGAGAGAGAUUACUUCAUAAGCUUGUAUGUAAAUCCAUUCUGUUCUCUUCUCCUCCCCUGAUGAAAUAGCACAUGGAUUUGCUACUCAUGUUUGGAGUUUGGGGUGUAAUUUGAUGGAUGUAGGCUGUGCGUUGCCAUGGUGACCCAGAGCACUGUUAUCCUCACUCUCUACUUCUCUCUCCCUUUAUCUCUCUUCCUCUCCCUGUCUCAGUGCCUGACGAUCUGAGUCCCGAGGAGAAACAGGAGUUGGAGAGCAUACGCCGCAGGAAACAAGAACUACUGCAGGACAUACAGGUAACAUACACUUCAGUAGCGGCCGAUGGAGCCUCAAACCAUUACUGCCAAAUGCAAAGCAGCUGAUUCUGUUAUUGAAUGUCAAUUUUCUCUCUCUGCGGUUUUAAUUGUUUAAACCUGAAAGAGCAUGUCCUGAGAAUUAGGACGACCUCCUCCACGCUGGGCCUGAUUUCUACUCGCACGGUAUGCCCUCUUCACUGGCCGAUCAUGAAAGCGGUAGAGAAGGAGAGAGGAAGAGGGAGGGUGCUGAAGGAACACAUUUGUCCAAUAGAGCGUUACACUCUAGAUCAGGGGUUCCUAACCGUUUUCCCCAGGGCCCCCUUAUUCACUUUUGUAGUAUUGUUUAUCGAGAUAGCCUAUAUUAAAUAUACCACCAGCUUGAUUUUGUUUAAUUUGAGGGGCCUAUGCAUUUCUGGGAGUUUUGAACCUAAUUUCCUGCAAUUCUACCUGGUUUUACAAGACUCGUGAUAUAUUUUAGGCAGGCUAUUUAAUAAAAGUAAUAAUAAUAAUAAUAAUAAUAAUAAUAAUAAUAAUAAUAAUAAUAGAUAAGGAAAACAGUCUAGAACCGAUUUCCCCAAAUGUUAUUCCACUACCAAAUAUGUUUUGUUAUGAUAAUUUACAGUGGGGAAAAAAAGUAUUUAGUCAGCCACCAAUUGUGCAAGUUCUCCCACUUAAAAAGAUGAGAGAGGCCUGUAAUUUUCAUCAUAGGUACACGUCAACUAUGACAGACAAAUUGAGAAUUUUUUUCUCCAGAAAAUCACAUUGUAGGAUUUUUUAUGAAUUUAUUUGCAAAUUAUGGUGGAAAAUAAGUAUUUGGUCACCUACAAACAAGCAAGAUUUCUGGCUCUCACAGACCUGUAACUUCUUCUUUAAGAGGCUCCUCUGUCCUCCACUCGUUACCUGUAUUAAUGGCACCUGUUUGAACUUGUUAUCAGUAUAAAAGACACCUGUCCACAACCUCAAACAGUCACACUCCAAACUCCACUAUGGCCAAGACCAAAGAGCUGUCAGACACCAGAAACAAAAUUGUAGACCUGCACCAGGCUGGGAAGACUGAAUCUGCAAUAGGUAAGCAGCUUGGUUUGAAGAAAUCAACUGUGGGAGCAAUUAUUAGGAAAUAGAAGACAUACAAGACCACUGAUAAUCUCCCUCGAUCUGGGGCUCCACGCAAGAUCUCACCCGUGGGGUCAAAAUGAUCACAAGAACGGUGAGCAAAAAUCCCAGAAACACACAGGGGGACCUAGUGAAUGACCUGCAGAGAGCUGGGACCAAAGUAACAAAGCCUACCAUCAGUAACACACUACGCCGCCAGGGACUCAAAUCCUGCAGUGCCAGACGUGUCCCCCUGCUUAAGCCAGUACAUGUCCAGGCCCGUCUGAAGUUUGCUAGAGUGCAUUUGGAUGAUCCAGAAGAGGAUUGGGAGAAUGUCAUAUGGUCAGAUGAAACCAAAAUAGAACUUUUUGGUAAAAACUCAACUCGUCGUGUUUGGAGGACAAAGAAUGCUGAGUUGCAUCCCAAGAACACCAUCCCAACCGUGAAGCAUGGAGGUGGAAACAUCAUUCUUUGGGGAUGCUUUUCUGCAAAGGGGACAGGACGACUGCACCGUAUUGAGGGGAGGAUGGAUGGGGCCAUGUAUCACGAGAUCUUGGCCAACAACCUCCUUCCCUCAGUAAGAGCAUUGAAGAUGGGUCGUGGCUGGGUCUUCCAGCAUGACAACGACCCGAAACACACAGCCAGGGCAACUAAGGAGUGGCUCCGUAAGAAGCAUCUCAAGUUCCUGGAGUGGCCUAGCCAGUCUCCAGACCUGAACCCAAUAGAAACAUCUUUGGAGGGAGCUGAAAGUCCGUAUUGCCCAGCGACAGCCCCAAAACCUGAAGGAUCUGGAGAAGGUAUGGAGGAGUGGGCCAAAAUCCCUGCUGCAGUGUGUGCAAACCUGGUCAAGACCUACAGGAAACAUAUGAUCUCUGUAAUUGCAAACAAAGGUUUCUGUACCAAAUAUUAAGUUCUGCUUUACUGAUGUAUCAAAUACUUAUGUCAUGCAAUAAAAUGCAAAUUAAUUACUUAAAAAUCAUACAAUGUGAUUUUCUGGAUUUUUGUUGAAGUGUACCUAUGAUAAAAAUGACAGACCUCUACAUGCUUUGUAAGUAGGAAAACCUGCAAAAUUUGUUGCACCUAUUAAUGAGAAAGCUGUACACACAGAAUACAGUACCAUACCAUAAUUUUGGAAUCUAAAAACCUUUUCCUGUAAAUCAACAGUAAUUUACUGGCUACUGUGCUGCCUGUAAUUUACUGUAAAUCAGUACCGCCCCACAGAAUACAGUACCAUACUGUAUCUUUGGAGCGCCAAAUACAUUUUGAACACUAGUGGGUGCAUGGUAUUGUUUUUUCUGGCUUAUUGACAUAUUUUGUGGCGUGCCUUGUAAGAGGCUAUAUUUGUUGCACCCACUACAUUUUACAUUUACAUUUUAGUCAUUUAGCAGACGCUCUUAUCCAGAGCGACUUACAGUUAGUGAGUGCAUACAUUUUUCAUACUGGCCCCCCGUGGGAAACGAACCCACAACCCUGGCGUUGCAAGCGCCAUGCUCUACCAACUGAGCUACAAGGAGUGCUGUACCAAUUUAACUGAAAUGUGGUAGUAGUUCCCUAAAAAUGUAAUGUGUAUAGGGGACAGAUGAGUGGCAACAAGUCUCAAACAUUUAAUGGUUGAGUGUUUAGCCAUGUCCUUUUGGUCUGUAGCCCUUUGUUAAGGCCUCUACAAGUGCAAGUGAUAUAAAACACCAAAUAUUAAUUGGUAUGCUGUAAUAUAUAAGCUCCUGAGUGGCGCAGUGGUCUAAGGCACUGCAUCGCAGUGCUAACUGUGCCACUAGAGAUCCUGGUUCGAAUCCAGGCUCUGUCGCAGCCAACCGUGACCGGGAGACUCAUGGGCGGCGCACAAUUGGCCCAGCGUUGUCCAGGGUAGGGGAGGGAAUGGCCGGCAGGGAUGUAGCUCAGUUGAUAGAGCAUGGCGUUCGCAACGCCAAGGUUGUGGGUUUGAUUCCCACGGGGGGCCAGUAUAAAAAAAAUAUAUAUAUAUAUGUAUUCACUAACUGUAAGUCACUCUGGAUAAGAGUGUCUGCUAAAUGACUAAAAUGUAAAUGUAAAAUAUACACUGUGGCCAGUUUAUUAAAUACACCUAGUACCAGGUCGGAACCCCUUUGCCUCCAGAACAGCCUGAAUUCUUCGGGGCAUGGCAUUUUUGCUCAAUUGGUAUCAAGGGACUAACGUGUGCCAGGAAAACAUUCCCCACACCAUUACGCCACCAGCCUGUACCGUUGACACCAGGCAUGUUGGGGCCAUGGAAUCAUGCUUACGCCAAAUCCUGACUCUGCCAACAGCAUGACGCAACAGGAACCGGGAUUCAUUGGACCAGGCCAUGUUUUUCCACUCCUCAAUUGUCCAGUGUUGGAGCCGCUUCUUCUUGUUUUUAGCUGAUAGGAGUGGAACCCGGUGUGGUCGUCUGCUGCAAUAGCCCAUCCGUGACAAGGACCCCGACGAGUUGUGCGUUCCGAGAUACCGUUCUGCACACCACUGUUGUACUGUUCCGUUAUUUGCCUGUUUGUGGCCCGCCUGUUAGCUUGCACGAUUCUUUCCAUUCUCCUUCAACCUUUUAUCAACAAGUUGUUUUCGCCCACAGGACUGCCGUUAACUGGAUGUUUUUUGUUUGUCGCACCAUUCUCGGUAAACCCUAGACACUGUCGCGCGUGGAAAGUCCAGGAGGCCGGCUGUUUCUGAGAUAAUUGAACCGGCACGCCUGGCACCAACGAUCAUACCAAGCUCAAGGUCGCUUAGAUCACUCGUUUUGCCCAUUCUAAUGUUCAAUUGAACAUUAAGUGGAUGCCUGUCUGCCUGCUUUAUAUAGCAAGCCACGGCCACUUGACUCACUGUCUGUAGGAGCGAACCAUUUUCAUAAAUGGGGUAGUGUACCUAAUAAAAUAAUUACACUGUUAGCAAUUGCUGUAAUUUUAUUACAGUACAGUUUAACAAUAAAAUACUGUUGCUGUUUUGCUGUAUAUUUACUGCUGCAUUCUGUAAAUUAUGGUGUUUUGUGAAAAGAUUUUGUAGGAAGGGAAAGAAUUGCUGACCUCAUUAACAUAUUUCGAGUCGUGGCAAUAUUUGUUGCACCCGUUAGUGAGAAUGCUGUACCAAUUGAACUGAUAUGUGGUCAUAGUGCCCUAUCAAUUCAAUGUGUAUAGGGCAGCAAGUCUUAAACCUUUACGUGUUUUGGCAAAUCCUUUUUGUCUGUUUUGUGCUGUAGUCACAGCCAGUUUGGAAGCCUUUGUUUAGCCCUCUAGAGGUGCAAGUGAUAUAAAACACAAAAUAUUCAUAAAUAUGUUGUAAUUUACAAAUACCUAGCAGCCAACCUGCUUGCACCAAUCUCAUGUAAUUACAGUAAAAUACUGGAAAAAUACCAAUAUUAUGAGUAUAGUAGCAUUUCUUACAGUAUAGUAGGUUAAUUCUACAGUUUUGUACUCUAUCGUUGCUCUGAUAUUACAGUAACUUACAGGAAGCUGGUGGCAAGUUCCUGUGAAUAUUACAGUAAUGUACUUGGCACUAGCCAAAAGGUAUCUUGUUAGAAAUACAAAAUACCUUGAAGGCCAAUGUAUCCUUAAUUACAACAAAAUUCUCAGUAAUGGUUACAGAAAGGUUUUACAUGCUAUGACGUGUUUUCUUAUCAACCUUAGUUUAAUGCACUGACUAAGUCGCUCUGGACAAGAGCGCCUGUUAAAUUACCUAAAUGUAAAAAUUAAAUUGCAAAGCACACAGCUGGGUAUUAUUCUGAGAUCCACCCUUAGACUAUUUGUAUUUUGAUCAAAUUAGCCCUAGUUCGGGGGCGGAGCUAAUUAGAAUGAUACCCAGGCGUGUUCUUUGCAAGUGUUCAUUUUUACAUUUAGGUAAUUUAGCAGACACUCUGAUCCACAGUGACUUACAGUCAGUGCAUUAAACUAAGGUACCGGUAAAUAAACAAGAACAUAGCACAGUCAUAGCAAGUAAAAAUAUUGUUACCGAGAAUGUUGUUAUAGUUAAGUGGGCUAUUUGCAAGUUUAUUUUUGUAUUAGGAAAUCAUGCAUUCUAAUUAAACUGUUACAAAAUACAUAAAUUGUAGUUCAGGCCAGUGAAAUACAAAUGACAAAAUAGCUAUUGAAACUAUUGAAAUACCUAUAUCAAAUACAUGGAACAGAAAUACUGCCCAUCGUUGGCACUAGUUGCCUGGACUGUAAGUCUGCAACAGUUUACUUACCACUGUGCUUCCAGUAAUGCACUGUAAAUUCUAGAAAUACAGCAUGUUGCUGUAGACAGGUGUUCCAGUAAUAUGCUGUACAUUUGUGUUUCAGUAGAUUUGAUGCAAUAACGCUAAAUGGAACGGUAGCCAGUAGGUUACUGAAAAUUACUGGCAGCACAGAAGCGGCAGGUAGCAAUAGUGGUUAGAGCGUUGCGCCACUAAUCAAAAGGUCGCUAGUUUGAAUCCCCGUGCCGACUUGGUGAAAAAUCUACUGAUGUGCCCUUGAGCAAGGCACUUAACCGUAAUUGCUCCUGUAAGUUGCUCUGGAUAAGAGCGUCUGCUAAAUUACUCAUUUUUAUAUUUAUAAGCCAGUAAAUUAAAUUCAUUUAGCAGACGCUCUUAUCCUGUGGGUGUGUGCAAACAUUAGUAUUAGUUAGUAUUAGUAUUGUGUUAGAGUUGAGUCUAUUGAUAAAGGAUGGUAGGGCCCCAGGGGGACUGAUGGGUAAUGGAGUGUGUAAUGUCCCUGUAACCAAGACUGGCGACCGUGGUGGUUUCCAUGGUGAGGGGACAGAAGCCGGGGCUGUCGAAAUGGUAACCCAUACACAGAUGAAGGAUACAUCAGUCAGGCGCUAUGUGUCUCAUCUCAUCUCACCCUCGCUCUCUUAUUCCUUCAUCCUCCCUCUCUCUGUUGCUCUCUCCACCUUAUUUAUCGCUCUCAAGUUUCUCUACCCCCCUCUGACUGUUCCUCCUCUCUCUACAUUCAUAAAAAUAUAUUUUCAAUACCCCCCCCCCUCCUCCUCUUUGUUUCGUCUCUCUGUUUUUGUGUCUUUGAUCUCAGUGGCUCUGAUUAGCCAGCUAGGGGCUUAGAUCUUGACCCGCCCUUUAACCUGACCCUGAAAGGGACUGUGUUUGUGUGUGAAAGGUAGAGGUGGGACCAAGUCACUAUAAUCCGAGUCACAAGCAAGUCUCAAGUCACAAGGUCCGAGUCCCAAGUAUAAUAGGUCAAGACUCGAGUCAAGUCCAAGUCGUGCAUUCUAAGAGCAAGUCAAGUCGAGUCAGAAGUUUUCAAGUCUUAAAUCAAGUUUAAAAAAGAUCUAUACAUGCAACGACUUGUUCAACUCCAAAUCUUUGUCUAUUUAUUGAGGCUACCAGACAGCCCUUUUCAUGAUUUAGUCUCCAACACAUUUUGACUAGCCUAUGUAAUUGUAAAAUAUGAACCUUGUAGCAGUCAUAAGGGCAUGAAAUCAGCAGAAGGCAAGGCAGGAUGACGUGCUCAGAGCGUAGAUUUAUUUACAGGUCUUGGUGAUCCAAUGGUGAAAGCGCCAUACAAAACAUACAAGUAGAUUUACCAAAUAUACACAGGCAAUAGCCCAAAAUAAAUAGCCUCAGGACAGGUUAAGCCUGAUACAAUUUGAACAGACACAGGUAGAGGGCAACGCUGUACAGCCUCCCCUUGAGAAAAUAUAUCUGUCUAACAGGAGCUUAAACAGGUAGGCCUACAUAAUAUAAGCACUUGGCCCCCAGGACCAUACAAUUACCCAAUUGGCAAUUACAACCAAUAAACUGGUUUUACAAUGUAAAUGGGAAUUUCCACAUCUAUUGUUACAUUGGUACAUUCGUCUUAAUCAGACUUAAUGAUUAUUAAUGAUAUUUCAACAACAUGCAUACAUGGAACAAUCCUUUUCUCUUAUUCAAUGUUCUGACUCCAAAGCGUGGAGCGAAGGCCACUGAGCACUAUGCGCUCCUAUUACGCACAACCAUAAUGGCAGAGACAAAGGACACAGACACACGGAACUCCGACAUAACCCGGAAAAUAUGAACGAAGGAAACCGUACAUUGAAUUAAAUAAACAGAACUUCUACCUCAUUAAUCUUGCGAACGUUCAUGUGCACUGUAAACAUUGCGCCCACUCAGAGUAGGGUACAAAAUGGUUGGCUAAAUGAAAAUGUAUUGUAGGCCUAUGAAACAGAAAUGUCUGUGUUGCAAUAAAUGGUACAGGGAUGGAAUGAUGAAACGCUAGCAAUUAUUGUAGUAUUGGAUGAAAUAUAGAUUGACCACAUAGGGCCUAUGUAUUUAAAUGUGUGAAAGCAACAGCAAACAUUUCAACAAGAGAAAAAAGCCCUCUCCACUGGUGGAGUUUGGCGAGCGCAAGUGAAGAACCUCGCCUAUGGUGCGUCUCCGCCACAGUAAUAAUUUAUUUUAACAGCAAAUUCCAAAUGCAAGCUUCAUAACUAAAUGAUCAAUUUCAAGCAAUUGUUACAUACCAAAAGACCAGUAGGCCUAUGCUAGUAAUUGUUGCUCCAUUGCUGGUGAGCUUGCAAAGUAAACAGUUCAUAUUCUUGAUCACCAAACAAUUUUUGGAGCUGCAUAUUUAUUUAUUAUGGCAAUCCUCUCUUCCUACAAUUUUAUGUUUGCGCUGCACCCGACCCUACAGCUGUAUGCUACAGCAAAUCAGCAAUCUGUUCGCUAGCUCAUCGACCUGUGUUGAUUGACAGUUUCGCUAGCCAAUCUAUUGCAGGUUUCUUUUGCAAGGGCGAUGCUGCGGCUACUGUCUCUGGCUGGUUGUAGAGUAAUCCACAUAGACUCCGUGCCACAAAGUGAGUGACGAAACAUUACAAAACCUGGCCAGAUAAUUAAAAGUAAUCAGUCUCAAGUCAAAGUCGAGUCCCGAAUGUUGAGGCUCCAAGUCAAGUCUCAAGUUAUUUUAUUUUCUAUCACGUCGAGUCUCAAGUCAUCAAAUUUGUGACUAGAGUCAGACUCGAGUCCAAGUCAUGUAACUGGAGUCCACAACUCUGGUGAAAGGGAGAGAGAGAGCGACAGAGAGAGUAUGAUAAAUGGGGGUAAAGGGUAGAUCUGGGUCAGGUGAAGGAGAGUAGGCUGGAGGGAGGGGGGGAGGUAUGGAAAGAGAGGGGGAGGGUUGUCUGGUUUGACCCUAGCUAGCAGCAGGUGCAUCAGUUCCCAGUGGGACCAUCUAUAGAAGAUUCCCCUACUUAGUCCUAUGGGUUGUGUGGGAGGAGUUGUCUCCACUUAGCUCCUCCUACACAACCCAUAGGACUGUCUCCACUUAACUCCUCCCACACAACAUAUAAAGUAUGUCUCCUGUCAGAACCCUGGAAACCCCUUGUUCAAAGGCAGAUAUUUCAGUUGGUUUACUUCUUGUUAACACACACUCCAUCUAUACACCAAUUACACAUACACCACAAACUUCUCUCACUCUUCUCUCUCUCCCGCCUUUAUUCUCCUCCCUCCCUCCCUCCCUCCCUCCCUUAGUGCCAUGGGUAUGAGGAUUAGCUGAGGCUGCAUCAAAGCUGCUCUGUGGGGUUGAGGGAUGGUCAGACAUCACGAGACAGAUGGAGUAAUGUGAUCUCACUGUACCAUACACUCAUCUUCUCUCUCUCUCUCUCUCUAGAGGCUGAAGGAUGAGAUAGCAGAGGUGACGAAUGAAAUUGACAACCUGGGCAUUACCAAAGAGAGGUAUGAUCUGUGUGUGUGUGUUUCCAUGUCUGUUAUUGUGAUUGUGUGUCACUCUACUGAGGAAUGUCCUGUGUCUGUGUGUUUUACCCUUUAUGUGUGUGUUCUACCCUUUGUGUGCGUUCUACCCUUUAUGUGCGUUCUACCCUUUAUGUGUGCGUUCUACCCUUUAUGUGUGCGUUCUACCCUUUAUGUGUGCGUUCUACCCUUUGUGUGUGUUCUACCCUUGACGUGUGUGUUCUACCCUUGACGUGUGUGUUUGUGUGCGUUCUACCCUUUAUGUGUGCGUUCUACCCUUUAUGUGUGCGUUCUACCCUUUGUGUGUGUUCUACCCUUGACGUGUGUGUUUGUGUGCGUUCUACCCUUUGUGUGUGUUCUACCCUUUGUGUGUGUUCUACCCUUUAUGUGGUGAUGGCUUUGGGUGUAGCGGAACUGCCCCUCCCUAUCUUCAGGCUAUGGUCAAACCCUACACCCAACCCAAUCACUCUGUUCUGCCACCUCUGGUCUCAAGGGCCGUCCCACCCCACUUGUCUUUUCCUACGUCUUUAUUGAGGAAAGAAUGACUCACUACUACUGUGAUAUGUGGUUGUCUCACCUAGCUAUCGUAAGAUGAAUGCACUAACUGUUAGUCGCUCUGGAUAAGAGCGUCUGCUAAAUGACUAAAAUGUAAAAAAUGUUGGGAGAGGGAGAAGAAUCAUCCUUAGUGAAGAGUCCCCAUACCCCCACCCAUGGUAUUGGUAAUGAUGUCAGUGAUCGGGUGUGUGUGUGUGGUGGUGUCUGUGUAUCUCCUUUAAGAGUGAAGGGUCUGGGCCAGUGGUUGCCUCGAAACUACAGACACCUGAAUGGGUUAAUGGGGCUGUUAACUGAGUGAUGGUCUUAAUAACAUGUAUGAAGUGUGUGUAUAAAGGCUUUAUAAAUGGUUUACAAAGAUUCUAUAAACAGUUUACAAAGAUUUUUCAGUCUGUUAUAAAGGCCAUUGGAAUUGUGUUUGAAGGUCCUAUGUAGUGUUUACGUAGGCUCUAUGAAUGUGUUAAACAGACUUCAUAACUGUGUUGUGGCUGUAGGAAAAGCAUGCAGAGAAACAAGCAGGUGUCCAUGGGCCGCAAGAAGUUCAACAUGGACCCCAAGAAGGUGAGAGAGAAACCCGAUCGCAAACCAGCCCCUAGCCCCCACUCUGUGCUAUGGUUGUGGUUCUGUGUUCUGAUUGGUUGUGUGUACCAUCAAUCAGGGGAUCCGGUUUUUGAUUGACAGCGGUCUGCUGAAGAACACCAGCGAUGACAUCGCCCAGUUCCUAUACAAAGGGGAGGGGCUUAACAAGACCGCCAUCGGAGACUAUCUGGGGGAGAGGUGAGAAACUGGUGGGUGGGUGGGUGAGCAACAUUGAGUGAGGAAGAGAGUGAGAGAGAUUGAUGGAUGACCUCUUAAGUGGGUUAAUGCAUUCUCAACUCAGUGAUAUUGAUUUGGCCCAUCUUCCCUAGAGACACACACACACACACACACACACACACACACACACACACACACACACAUUGGCCACAGAAAGGAGGUCAGUAUUAGGAGAUUAUAGAUUAUAUUUGGGUUUCUGGUUGCAGAGCUGUUCUCUGAGAAAUCUCACAAAUGUUUUGAAACAAGGAGAAACAGAAUGAACAGGAAAUGCUCAUUUCUGGUUUUAAAAUGUCCAUAAACCUGAAUACUGUCUGUUGGUAUGCGUUUUCUGUAGAAAUGACUUCAAUCUUGAGGUUCUACAUGCCUUUGUGGAGCUGCAUGAAUUCACAGACCUCAACCUGGUCCAGGCACUCAGGUAACAUACACACGCUCACCACACACACGCUCACCACACACACACACACACACACACACACACUCUUAUGAUUGCAUGUCCUCUCACCCAGGCAGUUCCUUUGGAGUUUCCGGUUGCCAGGCGAAGCUCAGAAGAUUGACAGGAUGAUGGAGGCGUUCGCCCAGAGAUACUGUCACUGUAACCCUGGGGUCUUCCAGCACAGCGGUAUAGAAAGGCCACCAUUCAGUCACACACACACGCAUACACACGCAUACACUAACCUUCCCGUCCCUGUCUGUGUUCCAGAUACGUGUUAUGUGUUGUCGUUUGCUGUAAUCAUGCUGAACACCAGUCUCCAUAACCCCAAUGUGAAGGACAAACCCUCCCACCAGAGAUUCACCGCCAUGAACAGAGGAAUCAACGAUGGAGGUGACCUGCCUGAGGACCUACUCAGGGUAACUAUCACACUCUAUACUAUCUGUAUGACUUUCUCCAUCCCUCUGUCCUUCUAGAAAGCUCUCUCUCUUCCCCUCCCUUUAUCUAUCUCUGUCUCUUCCACCCAUACUAUACUAGAGGUUGAGGACCUGGUCACACAUGAGAAACCAUCCUUUGUUUGCAGCAAACGUUCUCUCUCUCUCUCUCUCGCUCUCGCUCUCUCUAUUCAAUUGGCUUUAUUGGCAUGGGAAACGUAUGUUUACAUUGCCAAAGCAAGUGAAAUGGAUAAUAAACGAAAGUGAAAUAAACAAUAAAAAUGAACAGUAAACAUUACACUCACAAAAGUUCCAAAGGAAUAGAGACAUUUCAAAUGUCAUCAUAGCUAUAUACAGUGUUGAAACGAUGUGCAAAUAGUUAAAGUACAAAAGGGAAAAUAAAUAAACAUAAAUAUGGGUUGUGUUUACAAUGGUGUUUGUUAUUCACUGGUUGCCCUUUUCUUGUGGCAACAGGUCACAAAUCUUGCACCCAAUAGAUCAAUCAAAUCAAAUUAUAUUGGUGGCAUGCACAUAUUUAGCAGAUGUUAUUGCGGGUGUAGUGAAAUGCUUGUGUUCCUAGCUCCAACAGUGCAGUAGUAUCUAACAAUUCACAACAAUACACACAAAUCUAAAAGUAAAAUAAUGAAAUUAAGAAGUACAGUUGAAGUCGGAGGUUUACAUACACCUUAGCCAAAUACAUUUAAACUUUAAAUUGUUUAACUUGGGUCAAACGUUUCGGGUAGCCUUCCACAAGCUUCCCACAAUAAGUUGGGUGAAUUCUGGCCCAUUCCUCCUGACAGAACUGGUGUAACUGAGUCAGGUUUGUAGGCCUCCUUGCUCGCACACGCUUUUUCAGUUCUGCCCACAAAUGUUCUAUAGGCUUGAGGUCAGGGCUUUGUGAUGGCCACUCCAAUACCUUGACUUUGUUGUCCUUAAGACAUUUUGCCACAACUUUGGAAGUAUGCUUGGGGUCAUUGUCCAUUUAGAAGACCCAUUUGCGACCAAGCUUUAACUUCCUGACUGAUGUCUUGAGAUGUUGCUUCAAUAUAUCCAGAUGAUACCUUCAGGCAUUUGGAAAUUGCUCCCAAGGAUGAACCAGACUUGUGGAGGUCAACAAAUGUUCUUCUGAGGUCUUGGCUGGUUUCUUGUGAUUUUCCCAUGAUGUCAAGCAAAGGGGCACUGAGUUUGAAGGUAGGCCUUGAAAUACAUCCACAGGUACACCUCCAAUUGACUCAAAUGAUGUCAAUUAGCCUACCAGAAGCUUCUAAAGCUAUGACAUCAUUUUCUGGAAUUUUCCAAGCUGUUUAAAGGCACAGUCAACUUAGUGUAUGUAAACUUCUGACCCACUGGAAUUGUGUUAGUGAAUUAUAAGUGAAAUAAUCUGUCUGUAAACAAUUGUUGGAAAAAUGACUUGUGUCAUGGACAAAGUAGAUGUCCUAACCAACUUGCCAAAACUAUAGUUUGUUAACAAGAAAUUUGUGGAGUGGUUGAAAAACGAGUUUGAAACUUCCGACUUCAACUGUAUAUAAAUAUUAGGAUGAGCGAAGUGGCAUUGACUAAAAUACAGUAUAUACAGUGGGGAAAAAAAGUAUUUAGUCAGCCACACAUUGUGCAAGUUCUCCCACUUAAAAAGAUGAGAGAGGCCUGUAAUUUUCAUCAUAUGUACACGUCAACUAUGACAGACAAAAUGAGAAAAAAAAAUCCUGAAAAUCACAUUGUAGGAUUUUUUGUGAAUUUAUUUGCAAAUUAUGGUGGAAAAUAAGUAUUUGGUCAAUAACAAAAGUUUCUCAAUACUUUGUUAUAUACCCUUUGUUGGCAAUGACACAGGUCAAACGUUUUCUGUAAGUCUUCACAAGGUUUUCACACACUGUUGCUGGUAUUUUGGCCCAUUCCUCCAUGCAGAUGUCCUCUAGAGCAGUGAUGUUUUGGGGCUGUCGCUGGGCAACACGGACUUUGAACUCCCUCCAAAGAUUUUCUAUGGGGUUGAGAUCUGGAGACUGGCUAGGCCAGUCCAGGACCUUGAAAUGCUUCUUACGAAGCCACUCCUUCAUUGCCCGGGCAGUGUGUUUGGGAUCAUUGUCAUGCUGAAAGACCCAGCCACGUUUCAUCUUCAAUGCCCUUGCUGAUGGAAGGAGGUUUUCACUCAAAAUCUCACGAUACAUGGUACCAUUCAUUCUUUCCUUUACACGGAUCAGUCGUCCUGGUCCCUUUGCAGAAAAACAGCCCCAAAGCAUGAUGUUUCCACCCCCAUGCUUCACAGUAGGUAUGGUGUUCUUUGGAUGCAACUCAGCAUUCUUUGUCCUCCAAACAUGACGAGUUGAGUUUUUACCAAAAAGUUAUAUUUUGGUUUCAUCUGACCAUAUGACAUUCUCCCAAUCCUCUUCUGGAUCAUCCAAAUGCACUCUAGCAAACUUCAGAUGGGCCUGGACAUGUACUGGCUUAAGCAGGGGGACACGCCUGCACUGCAGUAUUUGAGUCCCUGGUGGCGUAGUGUGUUACUGAUGGUAGGCUUUGUUACUUUGGUCCCAGCUCUCUGCAGGUCAUUCACUAGGUCCCCCCGUGUGGUUCAGGGAUUUUUGCUCACCGUUCUUGUGAUCAUUUUGACCCCACGGGGUGAGAUCUUGCGUGGAGCCCCAGAUCGAGGGAGAUUAUCAGUGGUCUUGUAUGUCUUCCAUUUCCUAAUAAUUGCUCCCACAGUUGAUUUUUUCAAACCAAGCUGCUUACCUAUUGCAGAUUCAGUCUUCCCAGCCUGGUGCAGGUCUACAAUUUUGUUUCUGGUGUCCUUUGACAGCUCUUUGGUCUUGGCCAUAGUGGAGUUUGGAGUGUGACUGUUUGAGGUUGUGGACAGGUGUCUUUUAUACUGAUAACAAGUUCAAACAGGUGCCAUUAAUACAGGUAACGAGUGGAGGACAGAGGAGCCUCUUAAGGAAGAAGUUACAGGUUUGUGAGAGCCAGAAAUCUUGCUUGUUUGUAGGUGACCAAAUACUUAUUUUCCACCAUAAUUUGCAAAUAAAUUCAUAAAAAAUCCUACAAUGUGAUUUUCUGGAUUUUUUUUUCUCAAUUUGUCUGUCAUCGUUGACGUGUACCUAUGAUGAAAAUUACAGGCCUCUCUCAUCUUUUUAAGUGGGAGAACUUGCACAAUUGGUGGCUGACUAAAUACUUUUUUUCCCCACUGUACAUUGAAAUGAGUAAAGCAGUAUUUAAAGAUUAUUAAAGUGACCAGUGAUUCCAUGUCUAUGUAUAUAGAGCAGCAGCCUCUAAGGAGCAGGGUUGAGUAACCGGGUGGUAGUCGGCUAGUGAUGGCUAUUUAACAGUCUGAUGGCCUUGAGAUAGAAGCUGUUUUUCAGUCUCUUGGUCCCAGCUUUGAUGCACCUGUACUGACCUCGCCUUCUGGAUGAUAGCGGGGUGAACAGGCCGUGGCUUGGUUGGUGUUGGUUGAUGUCCUUGAUGAUCUUUUUGGCCUUCCUGUGACUUUGGCCGUUGUAGGUGCGCUGAAGGGCAGACAGUGUGCCCCCGGUGAUGCGUUGGGCCAACCGCACCACCCUCUGGAGAGCCCUGCGGUUGCGGGAGGUGCAGUUGCCGUACCAGGCGGUGAUACAGCCCGACAGGAUGCUUUCAAGUGUGCAUUUGUAAAAGUUUGUGAGGGUCUUUGGGGCCAAGCCACAUUUCUUCAGCCUCCUGAGGUUGAAGAGGUGCUGUUGCGCCUUCUUCACCACACUGUCUGUGUGGGUGGACCAUUUCAGAUUGUCAGUGAUUUGUACUCCGAGGAACUUGAAGCUUUUCACCCUCCACUGCGAUCCCGUCAAUGUGGAUAGGGGUGUGCUGUCUCCUGAAGUCCAAGAUCAGCUCCUUCGUUUUGUUGAGGGAGAGGUUAUUUUCCUGGCACGACUUGUUUUUGAAUUCUUUGUGGGUCUGUGUAAUCUGAGGAAAAUAUGUGUCUCUAAUAUGGUCAUACAUUUGGCAGGAGGUUAGGAAGUGCAGCUCACUUUCCACCUCAUUUUGUGGGCAGUCUCUCUCUCUCCAUAUCUCUCUCUCUCUCUCCAUAUCUCUCUCCCUCUCUUUCUCACUCCAUAUAUCUCUCACUCCAUAUCUCUCUCUCUCUCUCUCAAUUUAAUUCAAUUCAAUUUGCUUUAUUGGCAUGACGCAACAAUGUACAUAUUGUCAAAGCAUACUUUGGUGAUUAAAUGUACAAUAUUAACAUUGUUAAAAUAAUAAGAAUCAAGAUUGUCAACGGGACAAUCAGUAACAACAAUAAUCAAGGGGGAAAAAAACAUACAAUGGCAUAGAGGACAUGUGCAGGUUGGUUGGCCUGUACUUUGUCAAGGUUUUUCUAAGGUUUUGAUUAGUAACCAUGGUCAAAUAGUUUGCCAUGGUGUACUGUCGAUUUAGGGCCAGAUAGUACUGCAUUUUGCUUUGUGCUUGUAUUUACCUAAUAGGUAAUGUAGUUUUGUUUUGACUGUGUUGUAAUUUGGUUUAUUCUGAUUCAUUGGAUCUUUGGUCCUGAGGCUUCAGUGUGUUAGUAAAACAGGUUUGUGAACUCAGGACCAGCUGGAUGAGGGGACUCUUUGCUCAGCUCUUGGCAUUGCAGGGCUUGGUAAUGAUAUGAGAGGGGGUCACUGUAUUUUAGAUGUUUCCAAAACUUAAUUGCUAUUUGUUUGUAGUUUUCCCCUGUACAAUCUUACAGAACUCUGCAUGCAGGGUUUCAAUGGGGUGUUUGUCCCAUUGGGUGAAAUCUUGUUUUGCAAGUGGACCCCACACCUCGCUGCCAUAAAGUGCAAUUGGUUCAAUGACACAUUACAUUCGUUUUAGCCAAAUUUUAAUAGGUAUUUACAUUUGAAUUUGUUUUUUAAUGGCGUAGAAUGCCCUGUGUGCUUUCUCUCUCAGUUCAUUCACUGCCUCAUUUAGGUGUCCAGUUGAGCUUAUUUUUAAACCUAAGUAAUUCUAGUGUGUGCAGUACUCAAUAUAUUUUGUACCAAUUGAGAACUUUGGUCUAAUUCCCUGAGAUCUGGAUCUUCUCUGGAAAAUGCAUUAUUUUUGUCCUAUUUGGUUAUACUGCCAGGGCCCAGGUCUGGCAGUACUGCUCUAGCAGGUCCAGGCUCUGCUGUAGGCCAUGUGCUGUGGGUGACAGCAGGCACAGGUCAUCUGCGAAGAGCAGGCAUUUAACCUCUGAAUUGUGGAGACUAACAUCAGGGGCUGAGGAUUGUUCUAGAAUAGUGGCCAAUUCGUUGAUGUAAAUAUUGAAGAGCGUGGGGUUCAGAUUGCAACCCCGCCUCUGGUUAAAUAAUUAUGUUAUUUUCUUGCCAAUUUUUAUGCUGCACGUAGUAUUGCCAGUUGAUUUAUUGAUUUAAUAAUGUUGUAUGUUUUACCCCCUACACCGCUUUCAAAAACUUCCGGUCCUGUAUGCAAAAUAGAAUCAAAUGCAUUUUUGAAGUCGAUAAAGCAAGUGUACAUUUUGGUAUUAUUUUGGUGGACAUGUUUAUCUAUCAGGGUGUGUAGGGUGUAAAUAUGAUUGGUCGUGCGACGUUUUGGUAUAAAUCCAAUUUGGCUUUUACUCAAGACAUUGUGCUUAUUAAGGAAGUUUAGAACUCUUAUAAUACUACAGAAAACCUUCCUCAGGCUACUGUUCACAGAAAUGCCUCUGUAAUUGUUAGGGUCAAAUCUGUCCCUGUUCUUAAAGAUUGGGGCUAUGAGUCCUUGAUUCCAGAUGUCAGGAAAAUAACCUACAGUCAGGAUCAAAUUAAACAGUUUUAAUAUAGCGAAUUGAAAUUUUGCACUAGUGAAUUUGAGCAUCUCAUUUAGGAUGCCAUCAGGUCCGCAUGCUUUUUUUAAUUUGAGUGCCUGAAGUUUCUUAUAGAGCUCCUGGUCAGUAAUUGGGGUGUCCAAUGGAUUUUGAUUGUUCUUUUAUAGUUUUUUCUAAUCCAUUCAACUUCUCAUGAAUUUGGCAUUGUUCUGCGUUUGCAUCAGUUUGAACGGUGUUGUAGAGUGUUUUAAAAUGGGUUGUCCAUAUGUCACCAUUUUGUAUUGCUAAUUCCUCUAGUUUUUCCAAUUUUGCCAGAAGUUGUUUGUGUUUAUGGACUCCUCAAUUAGUGUCAGCUGCUUGCUGUUGUACUGGGCUUUUUUGGUUCUGAGUAUAUGUUUAAAGAGUUUUAAAGUCUCACAGUAAUGAAGGCAUAAUUCACCAUUAUUUGGGUCUCUGUGCUUUUGGUUGGAUAGUUGUCUAAGUUUUUUCCUUAUAAUUUUACAAUCUGCAUCAAAACAGUUGUCAUCUGUGGUCUUUUUUGGUUUGUUUUUUAUUAAUUUCAGUUGUGCUUCUUUUGCCGUUUGCCUGACUAUAUUGUUGAUGUUUUUUACUGCCAGAUUGAUGCCUUCUUUACUGUGAGUGGAUGUGGUAUCCAGAAAGCUAUCUAAGAGUGUUUGGAUUUUUUCUCUUGCUCUCUCGCUCUCUCUCGCUCUCUCUUUCCAUAUCUCGCUCCAUAUCUCUCUCUCUCCAUAUCCCCCUCUCUCCAUCUCUCUUUCUCUCUCCAUCUUUUUCUCUCUCUCCAUAUCUCACUGUAACUCUCUCCAUAUCUCUUGCUCUCUCCCUCGCUCUCUCUCGCCAUAUCUCUUUCUAUCGCUCUCUCUCAAUUCAACUCUCUCUCCAUAUCUCUCUCUCCAUAUCUCUUUCUCAAUUCAAUUAAACUCUCUCUCUCCAUCUCUUUCUAUCUCUCCCUCACUCACUCUCUCUCUCAAUCUCUUUCUCCAUAUCUCUCUCUCUCUCUCUUUCCAUAUCUCUCUCUCUCUCCAUAUCUCUCUCUCUCCAUACCUCUCUCUCUCUCCAUAUCUCACUGUAUCUCUAUCCCUCUCUCUCUCGCUCUCUCCCUCGCUCUCUCUCUCGCCAUAUCUCUCUCUAUCGCUCUCUCUCUCAAUUCAACUCAAUCUAUAUCUCUCUCUCCAUAUCUCUCCCUCUCCAUAUCUCUCUCCAUAUCUCUCUCUCUCCAUAUUUCUCUCUUUCCAUAUCUCUUUCUCUCCGUAUCCCCCUCUCUCUAUAUAUAAAUAUAUAUAUAUAUAUAUCUCUCUCUCUCUCUCUCUCUCUGUCUCUGUCUCUCUGUGUCUGUCGUCUGUCUGUCUGUCUGUCUGUAGAACCUGUAUGAGGGUAUAAAGAAUGAGCCCUUUAAGAUCCCAGAGGAUGAUGGGAAUGACCUCACACACACUUUCUUCAACCCCGACCGGGAGGGUUGGCUACUCAAACGAGGUGAGAGAGUCAACUUUGCUGUAAAAGUCUAGUAGAGCACAGGACAGCUAGUUUUAUUAAUGCUUCUACUCCCUCGGGUGGACAGAUGUAGAACUACACUCUCCUGUUUGGCCUUCUCAUUCAUACCAAGAAUAUAGCCUAUAUAAUGAGUAUAAAAAUAUAUAAUGGGUAUAAGUAUUUAUGACUCAAUGUAGUUUGACUUUGUGUUUUUUCUUCCUCAUUUGUUUUGGGUGAUUUUGGUCUCCAGGAGGUAUGUAAAUAUGUAUGGAUUGGAAACCUGACGCCUCGAUCACACCGACAGCGUCAUUGCAUUUUGGUACACCAGAAGUACAUUCAUUUCCGAUGGGAAUGCUGCGUUUGCCUUGCAGCAUUGCAUUGCAGAGGCAGUUGCAGUGCGUUCUGUGUGGUGCAUACGUUGGAUUUAUCGAACGUAUGCGUCAAACUGUAUGCGUAGACGGCUUGACAGAAAUGGUAGCAGAAGGUGAAUGUUGAACUUUGUUGCACACAUAUCCAGAUGAUUCUGCAUACUAUUUUGCGCAAUAAUACUAUCGGUGUGAUCAAGGCGUUACCCUCCUCAGCCUCUGUGCUUUGCUUCAUGGUACUGCUUCCUAUACUCUGCCAUGCUACCCAAAGCUUUGUCCAAUGAAAAUCUACUGUUAACUAUGAUUUCAUUAUAAAGAAUGAAAGAAUUGUUGGUAAAAUGGGAUUUAUCUGCUCUUUAAUCUGUGCAAGAUGUCAUUGACCUCAACGCAAAUAACCUUUAAACCUAACCCUACCAUCCAAUCAGUAUCUCAACCAUAGAGAUAUAUAGAGGACUCUAGUGCUCAAAAUCCAGUUUCAGCGCGGGCAGCGCCAUUGAGGACUACCAUUUUGAAUUAGUCAACUGGGUGGGACUUCCUAUGGGUUAAGGAAGGAUCACAUAAUUCCAUCCGGGUCAUCAGGAGGGAUCAGCCAAUUAAUUAUACUUGUGAGCAAACGUUCCAUAACUGCAGGUGGCAGUAAAUCGCCAACCUUGGCUUUAUACCAGUUCAAGUAACACACUCCAGGUGGCAGUAUGCAAACUUUUAGUUUGUUUACCAACUCAUAGAAGUAGUAGAAGAAGAAUAUGUACUACUUCAAAAUAGAGAUGGCCUCAAUGGCGCUGCCUGUGCGCUCACAGACGCCAUAAUGGGACAGAUACAAAGAAGACUCCUCUAUCAUUCUGUAUGAUCUCAACUAAUGCAUUGCAUUCAUGGUCGACUUUGUUGCCGUCAUGCUGUGUCUUCUGAGAAGCAUGACUGCAUUAAAGACGACUUGGAACGCGUCCAUAGGCUCCUUCCUGGUACUGGCUGUCUGUGCUGCCAUCUGUCUGUCUGGACCGUCUAGGGGCACCUUUUAAUCUGUGCAUUUUGCUUGUUCUGACCCUUUCAUUUUAUGAAUCCUGAUUGAACUCUGACCUUUAACCUCUAACCCCCUCAGGAGGGCGCGUGAAGACGUGGAAGAGACGAUGGUUCAUCCUCACAGACAACUGCCUGUACUACUUUGAGUACACUACUGUGAGUUGUUUUCUCUCUCUGUCUAUUCCUCGCUCUUUUUCUGUUAUGCUUUUUUCUCCAUUACAUUCAAUGUACCAGUUGUGAGCUGUAAUGCUCUCUCCUUGUUUCUUUCUCCUGGUUUCUCUCUCCUGGUUUCUCCUCCCUCCCUCUCUCCAGGAUAAGGAGCCUAGGGGUAUCAUCCCUCUGGAGAAUCUGAGUAUUAGAGAGGUGGACGACUCCAAGAAAGCAGUAAGUUACUCUCUCUUUCCCUGUGCUCUUUCUCCAGCUUUUCUCCCUGUUUCCUUUUAGAAGCCUUCUGAGUCACAUCUCUCUCUCUCUCUCUCUCUCUCUCUCUCUCUCUCUCUCUCUCUCUCUCUCUCUCUCUCUCUCUCUCUCUCUCUCUCUCUCUCUCUCUCUCUCUCUCUCUCUCUCUCUCUCUCUCUCUCUCUCUCUCUCUCUCUCUCUCUCUCUCUCUCUCUCUCUCUCUCUCAGAACUGUUUUGAGCUGUUCAUCCCAGACCACAGGGAUCAGGUGAUCAAGGCGUGUAAGACCGAGGCGGACGGACGUGUUGUCGAGGGCAACCACACCUUCUAUCGAAUCUCCGCCCCCACAGCCGAGGAAAAGGAGGAGUGGAUCACCAGCAUCAAGUGAAUUCUUGGCGGUGUCCCAAUAACCUCUCCUUCUUCCUGAAGUGUACAUACAUUCACAUUGGAUUGGUGUAGGCAUGGGCUAGAGGGACUUUCCAUAUACCAGUCAUUUACUUUCAAAUCCAUUCAGGGAAGUGAACAAGUGCACACUUUGGGAGAAAGGAGAGAGUUUUGGGACUAAAGUCUUAUUUCUUACUUCCAAGUCAUGUCCUAUCCUUCCUCUAUGCGAUCCUGCUCUAGUAUCAUGCCAAAAAUGAAAAUUCAUAUUGCUCUCCCCUCUCUUAAUGUAGAAAAGCCAUCAGCAGGGACCCCUUCUACGAGAUGCUGGCAGCCCGGAAGAAAAAGGUGUCUGCCCUGACAAGCCUGUAGGAAAGACCCAGGCUCCAGCACUUCAGCAGGAGGAGCAGGCCUCACUCUACUCUACAACCCAGUGUUUGUGCCCAUGGACCUGAACUAA